Manduca sexta (tobacco hornworm) is the source of this 982-nucleotide messenger RNA. RefSeq lists its product as uncharacterized. The transcript has 4 exons. Lineage: Eukaryota; Metazoa; Arthropoda; Insecta; Lepidoptera; Sphingidae. The coding region runs from base 197 to 706 and encodes 169 amino acids. The record is from RefSeq and is a predicted model, not a curated record.
UAAGAUUCUUCAGCGAUCCCAACUGUAAAAUUGUCUCGCGACAGUGUUUAAUUACAGACGAAACUUAUUAAACAAACCUUCUUUAAACAUCAAAGGAUUUAUUUUUUGCUCUUCCAUCAAAUCAGACAUUUCACAAUAUGUCCAAAGAGAUAAAUUUUAAAUAUUAAAUAAAAAAUAAUUUAUAAAAAUAAGCAAAAUGAAGUUCAUGGACAAAUUGCCGACGGUGAUUAGCUGUUGUUUCUGCUGCUUCCUCCGGGCCGGUACUGUGAUGAUCGCGACCUUCUCUUUUAUUGUCGGUCUCAUCUUCGCCCCCAAUAUGAACCAGACACCUGGCUUCUGGGAUAUGGAUGCUGUUCUCUCUAACUACAGCACUGCUACAGAGACAGCCAUACAAAUGACAUUAGGGCUCAUCUCAGUAGUCUUGUGCUGUGUCAGCGUUCUUUUAGUCAUCGGAGCUUGCUGUAACGUUCCAGUCUUGAUCGAGAUAUACCAAUGGGGUGUCAUUUUGUAUAGCAGUAUUGUGGUGUUUCUCUUCAUGAUUUUGGCAAUCAGUUGCUUCUUCAUUCACACCAAUUGUUAUCUCGCCGGCGGCGCGUUGUGCGCUCUUAUCAUAUUCGAUGUUUUGUUGACGGCUUAUUUCGUGAUUGUGGCAAACAGUCUCAGGAUGUCUCUGAAAUAUUUGACAAAUGAAGAACUAAUGAUAUGAACAUUGUUUUCAAAGUUACAAGUUUUAGUUCUGUAUUUGACAAUAAAAUGUUAAAGUUUUCUCUUUAAUUUUCUUCGCAUUUGAAAAAGGCAAUUAUAUGUCAACGCAACGUUUUCCUUACAUUGUGGCUAUAAUUUGAACAGCGAAAUUCAAUGUUGUCUAAUUAGCAAAAUAUUACUUUAUAUAUAUAUAUAUAUAUAUAUAUAGUUAGCAUUAAUAGUUACGUUUAGAUAAUCUCACCUUUGCUAUCUCGUUAAUACUUAAUAUUCAUUCCGG